GACGAAGAGAAGAGCUUUUCUACCCAACAACUGUUUUCAAUUGCAUUGCAGAUAGCCCAAGGAAUGGUAAAUACUAUUAUUUUCUGGACAACAUUGCAAUGAUCCUUGCUUUGAUCAAAACGAUAGGCAAAAUAGAGAAUGUAUACUUUUAGCAAUGAAUUUUUAAAAAAUCCAUUUUUGGCCUUCUUUCAAAAGUUCUUUUUAUAGGGCUAGCCUGAAUGGAAACUGAUUUUCUUACAGUGUGUCGACCACAGUUUUGACUCAUUCGCGGCUUUUCUAUUACUUGUCCAAACCUGAAUGUUUUUCCUAGAUGCACACAUGAUAUUGUAUGUUUCAUUUGCCCCAUAUUUCUUUGGCUUCAGCAGUACCUCCGUCAUAGGUUAUUAAGGGCUCGAUCCUGCCUUCAGCUAUUUACUAUUUUUAUACUACAACAUGAGAAAUUUCUGCUAUUUGAUUGGCUUAGGGCAGUAGUAUUUCAGCUUAAUUUGAAAAAUUACAAACCUUUUGUGGCUAGUAGUAUAAACAAAUAAUAGCAUGAUUUGUACGUGAAAUUUGGCAUAAAUACCACUCGUGAUAUUUCAAAAACGUCUCAAAUUUCACUCGCCUAACGGCUCGUGAAAUUACGUAUAACAAUUUCGAAAUACCACUCGUAGUAUUUAUGCCAAAUAUCACUACAAAUCAUGCUAUUACCUAUACUAAUGCUAGCAGUGUGCCAUUAUUCUCAUGAUUAUACAAUUUUGCCAUAUAUUUCUUCAAUUUUUAAUAGAAUCAUCUCGCGGAAAACAGGUUUGUUCACAGAGACCUUGCUGCCCGUAAUGUCCUCGUUGGCCAUGGCAACCAGGUCAAAGUGGCAGACUUUGGGUUGAUGAGACAGAUAUAUGAAGAUGUAUACAGCUCAGGGAAGUCCAAAAAGCUUCCUGUGAAGUGGAUGGCCCCAGAAUCACCUUAUCAAGGCCUUGACACUACCAAAAGUGAUGUGUAAGAAAACAAUUACUUCAUCUGAGCAAGAGAACCAUUUUUUGAAAUGUUUAAUUAUCAGAAAUUCGGCUCGCGAGAAAAUUUCGCAGAUAGAAGUAACAAACUCGCUAGAUGUCAUGCAACAAUUCCAGUCACAAACAAUUUCAGGUUUAUAACUUAUAAGUUCUCCAUCAGUUUCCAAGGUCCUAAAUUUUUUAACUCUCUUAGUUUUCAAAUUCGAAAUGCAACAAGUACCGCUUCCUUUUGCUGGAAGCUGAAAGCAUUCCUCUUAUCAUAAAUAGUAAUUUAUAUAUAUUUAUUAUAUGGAGGAGAGUGUUUUACUGGGAACUAAACCGCUCGUAGAUUCCAUACGCCACUUCAUCCGGGACCCGAGUGGCGUAUUUUCCGUAUGUCACCUUUGUGAGUGUCGUAUCGUUCAAUGACGUCUCGAUUCCCGCCUUUUGCUUUUGUUGAAAUGGUUUCUCCAUAUAAUAAAAAGAACAUUACACGUUGGCUCGAAGAUAUGAAUUUUAUGUUCUCGUGGCAAAAACAAUAUCUCACUCGUUCGCUUCGCUCACUCGUGAGAUAUUGUUCUUGCCACUCGAACAUAAAAUUCAUAUCUUCUCGCCACCCUGUAAUAUCCUCUAUUUAUUAUAUGGACACGAGUGUUUUACUGGAAAAUAUACCACUCGUAAAAUUCAUAAAAACUUCAUCCGGGACCCGAGUAGUUUAUUUUCCAUAAUCUCACAAGUGAGUUUAUCGAUGAAAUCUCGUGGCAAAAACAAUAUUUUACUCACUCGCUGCGCUCGUUCGUAAAAUAUUGUUUUGCCACUCGAAAAUAAAAUUCAUAUCUUCGCGCCACCGUGUAAUAUCCUCUCUAUAUAUAUGUAUUUUUUUUUUACCUUUGCUCUUUUAUUUUCAUUUUUUUCUUUUUGUCAUUUCGCCUUUUUUAGCCUACAACUAUGAUUAGUACGACUAUCUAAUAUAUUUUAUAAAGAUUUACUGUAGCUCUGCCUUUGAUUUUCCCAUGUGUAAUUAUGAUAAUAUUUUGUUCUAAUUAUUUAACUGAGAGAGCCAUUCCUUAUAAGCCCGGUGGCUUCUUUUGGGCAUCCUUGCCAUGAGAGUUUAAAUAAUUAGAUUUUUGUUUGCUUUGUACAACUUAUGGCAAACAAAACAAUAAGCAAUAAACAAUAGCAUGAAAUAUAACCGUGACGUUAACUCCAGGGAAGACUUCGAAAUGAAAGGGGUGGUGAUCGAUCCUCGUCGUCUCACUUAGAGGGGUAAAAUAAAACGGUAAGCAUGGUUUAUCUUAUCUAAUUAUCUUGAAAACAGACCUCUGGAGCCAGGGCACUUUAAGGAAUGGACCUGAAGAAAUUAUUUUUUUUUUCAUUUCUUUUUUUUUAGUAAUACCUGAUUCAUGUAAUCAAAGUUUCUUUAGGGGUUUAAAUCAAAAUUUCCGACGAGUAUCUCCGCCCCUUUCAUGCCGGAGUCUCCCCAGGCCUUAAAGAUAGGUUAUGCAAAGUUGAAGAAAAAUUGACUUUCAUCUGAGGGAUUACUGUAUCUAAAUAAUCAGAGGGCGACAAGCAAAACGGUUAACAAAAUUUAAACGGCAGCACUAGCUGGUGGAUUUCGACGUCAGAUUGACGUGAGCUUCCUUUUCACCACUGUAGCAGUUACUGGGCUGAGGCUUGGUUAUUUGAGUCUCUUUCUUAUGUUUGUUCUAAAACUGAGGGGAGAUGUUCUAACAGCCAAAUGAAGUAGCGGCACCCAGCCAUGGUUUCCUCCUAAAUGCAUUGAAAACACUUUUUAGGCUAUCCAGAGACGUUUUAAAUCUAUAGAAAUGAAUUCUAAGCGGGCGCUAUAAACUUUGUAUCUGUUCGGUCAUCCUAGGGGAACUUAAGUCUUUUGGAAAUUACAAGGGCCUCAGUAUUAUUUUCUCGAAGAUUUUAGAUGCAAUUUUAAGUUUUACAGAAGUGAGAAUUUUUCUGAUUCCUCUCUCCAUCGCAUUUUCGAAUCCGAAAGUUUUAGGUUUCCUUUUCCUAAGAAAAAUAGCCUAUUAAACCUGGAGACUAAAAUGCGUAGAAUUGAACUUAAGAAAAUCGUAGGGAAUUUACUAGAUAUGCUUCGAAAAUUGUACAUGAAUGGAACGGUCAUCUAGAAAUUUUUAGCCUUCCUCAGGCUAAAGAAAUUUCUAGGGAAUUUUUGCUUCUCCGAACAGAUAUUUUACAGAAAACAGUUGUUGGAUGCCCCUGUUCAAAGCAUCUCUUUCCGCAAAUUUGUAAGAAAGGUGUGAGUUUGCGCAAAGUGAGCGGGAAGUAUGAGUCGGUUGACAAUAGCGUCAGGUCGUGCGUUCACCAAAUAAAAAUGAUUGUUAAUAGUAGAUAAUAGUGGGCUAUGAACAGACUAAACACAAUGGUUCUUUACAUAUUCAUAGGUGGGCUUAUGGUGUUCUUCUUUGGGAAAUGUCUACCUUGGGUAAGUUUUACGGCUUAAAACCAAUAUUAUCUAGUUACCUGCUAUGGUGAAUUAUAGCAGAAACCCAUGAGUUUCUGAUUAUAGUCAAUAAACGACGAUACAAUCUACAAUUAAAAAAGCUUUCCAGAAAAAAUGAAAUGUAUUCAUAUAAAUAUGUGAUUAUCAUUUUUUUUACCAGGAGGUGUACCAUACCCCACGCUGACCAACACGGAGUUGUAUCGACUGCUCGGCACUGGUUAUCGCAUGGAAAGGCCUGACAUGUGCUCUGAUGACGUGUACGUUACUUUACUAAGAUCGUUUUAUAACAAUUAUUUAUUAACAGAUUUGAUGUUUUUUCCGUGCCUUUGUUUUGUUGCAAAUUACAUAGAACGUCACUCCAGACUAGAGAAAUAUCAAAUUAUUUGGCUAUAUUUUUUUAUUUUUAUCCAGCUGAACAGCCAUGUAAAGUGAUCCGUGUUUCAGAAUCCGGGAAAUUUUUAGCCAGUGGAAUCCGAAAUCCUGGGAUUUGGAAUGCAGAGUUUAGUUCUAAGAAUCCAGAGUCCCUCUAAUGAUUGGAAUCCCGAGUCCAUGGUCCACUGGCAAGGAAACCGACAGAACGGAAUCCAGAACCAAGGCUGUUUUUGAUUACUGCACAAGGGGCGAAUACCUACUCACAUUAUUAGCUGGAAAUAAGAUUUAGGCCUGGGCAUUCCAAAACUAUAUACAUCAACGGCGCAUGUCAGAUAAUUGGUGGAUGAGACGUGAUUCAGUUUCAUAAGCGUUAGGGGCCCCAUUUCUAAACAGGGUCAGGUUACUCUGUUAUAAAAACACGGGCUAACGAGGGAUCGAAACUGUAAUUGACCUCGUUUCUUAUUCAUAACAGAUAUGAGCUGAUGACUGACUGUUGGAAGGAGGAACCUUACUCUCGUCCCAGUUUCUUUCAGCUGAUCGAAAAACUGGAGGUGAUAAUGCAGAGGGAUGCACCAUACUUGGAUCUAGACAAACACAAUGAAGAUCAUCCAUAUUACAACGUGCCUCCUGAAGCAAGUGGU
Porites lobata is the source of this 4463-nucleotide messenger RNA. The record is from the annotation of a GenBank genome assembly. Lineage: Eukaryota; Metazoa; Cnidaria; Anthozoa; Scleractinia; Poritidae.